ACCAACACCAACAACACAUCGUCUUCUCUAUGCUCUACAUGCUUCGCUCGAAUAUCCUCUGCAACUCCUAUCCUUGAUCGUCCACUUCGACAACAUGACAUAUUUUCGAAUCACCCUCAUCAGGUCUGCCAUUGGGCUACCUGCCAAAUCUACCAAUGUCCUCAAAGCUCUCGGCCUGCGCAAGAGAAUGGCUACAGUCUAUCACCCAGUGUCUUUGUCUGUUGCUGGUCAGAUCAUGAAGGUCAAAGAGUUGGUUGCCGUGUCUGAAGUUGACAAGGCCCUCACCAAGGAAGAAAUCAAUAGAGAGAGGGUCCCAGACAAGGGAUAUUACGUCGAGAAGAGAGCUGCACACGGAGCGAUAUAAGUUGAGAAUUGGAUAUGGGAACAAGCAAACCCUGCCUCUAUUUUUUCGCAAGAGGCUGAAAUGCCCUCGCACCAUGCAAUUCUGCACGGAUGUCUCCGUUAUACCUAGUCCGAAUCCGGUCGGCCUCGUUGCGAAGCUUGAACCUCGACAGAGACACCCCAAUACGAGUCUUACGACCUCGAUGCACGUAGUGGAGCUGCAAACAUUACGAAAGCGUUUGAAGGUUUGAAGUCGAUAAUUCUCCCAUCGACGUUCGAUAUAGCCCACUCAUGACAGCUCUGCCGAUCAAUGGUCUUGUGGCUCAGUUUCGACACGUCGAUACUCGACACUGCUCCAUGGUUCUACACUAACAACCAAUCAAAGCGAGCACGACCAUAUAUUACUACCGGAUUUGAUGUGUGCAGCACGAGCUGUGUAUUGGAAGAUGAAGAGGGGGGCUAGGGAGUCAAGAGGCGUGUCGAGGACUAGGAUUGGGCUAAACGUCACUUUCGUCCUGGGGCUCUCAUCAUACCUUUCUCUACAACAGUAGAAAUGGUUGCUUGACUGAAUUAACGGCUGUAACAAGGUGCAUGCACUUGCGCUAUAUGAUCAAAGAUGAUGUAUUACAUACGAGGCGCUGAGAACGUAUGUUAAUUUGUAUAUCCUUUUCUAUGGCGCAGAGGAAAGACGACAGUUCAGGUACCAUUGCUUGAAAUCCAGCUACAAGAUGAAUCUGCUACGAUAAUAGACUAAGUAGAUAGGAACCAAUGAUUGAGCUGAGAAAAC
Exophiala mesophila is the source of this 1129-nucleotide messenger RNA. RefSeq names its product ribosomal protein L30. The record is from RefSeq and is a predicted model, not a curated record. Gene Ontology annotation, biological process: translation. Gene Ontology annotation, molecular function: structural constituent of ribosome. Gene Ontology annotation, cellular component: large ribosomal subunit; mitochondrion. Lineage: Eukaryota; Fungi; Ascomycota; Eurotiomycetes; Chaetothyriales; Herpotrichiellaceae. The annotation marks the transcript as partial. The transcript has a single exon.